CAGACGUCUGUCACAUCAGCAGUGUCAAAGACUCCAAGUCAGCAGCUGCAGCAUGCUUGCCGCACGUGCGACGGGUUCUCACGGCGCCAGACCAGCGGCGGCUCUGGCCGCCGCGGCGAGCCGCGCGUCUUCGCGAGCCUUCAGCGCAAAGCCGCCGGACAAGCCGAAGCCUACUCCGGAGGAGGAGGAGGCGAAAAAGGUCGCACAGAUGCGAGCCUUGGACGUAGUGUUAGAGGCCCAGAACAACACGGUGUCGCCGCCGAUGUACUCGACGCGCGACGAGCCUUUCCCGGAAAACCCCGAGGAGGCGUUAGCCCUGGACCCGUUGCCCCCCACGGUGGCCGGGCGCAAGGUGAUCAUCGCGCAGAAGAGCAAGCCUGCCACCACCACGGGAACCGCGGGCGGCCUUUACGGCUGGAACCUCACCUUCAAGCAGAAGGAGCGCUGGUCUAACCCCCUGAUGGGAUGGACCAGCACCGGCGAUCCGAUGUCGAACAUGCAGCUCAGCUUCAGCACGCCGGAGCAGGCGGUUAAGUUCUGCCAGAAGAGGGGCUGGAAGUACGAGGUGAAGGCACCGGCGAAGCGCGAGGCGGUGUUCGGCAAGUUUGCCUACUCACACAACUUCCUGCCGCACAACGUGGAGCACGACCUCAAGGUCAACGGGACAAAGACACAGCAGUUCACGUUCCCGACGGCAGGGGCUAGCCACUACGAACGACCACUCAACUUUGUGGGUACGGCGCCGGUCCGCCAGCACGGCAACCCGGAACAAAAGUAAAACGCAAUAUCAAAUCAAUCUCGGGACUACGACUACUGUGGUUCUGUGCGGGGACAGGACGGUAAAUUUGGACGAGUCUCGACUCAGAGAUCGGUUGCGUGCUGCUACUGGAGGUUUUGGCGGACGGCCAAGGAUUCGCCGAGCUGUUGUCCUUUUUGCCAGCAGUUUAGCAUGACCAGGACUCCAAGACAAGAGCGGUGUCUCCGUUCUUGGAAAAGUUUUAGCGGGAAUGAGACACGGACACCCGCUCGGAAAAGUGAUCCGUAUCCGGCCGGUCUACUCGUUUAGGGGGUAAAAACUGGUUCAUGUUCCAAUAGUUCGGUGGUGGGAUUUGUUGGGAACGGUGUCCCGUGGAGGAAAAAGAAGCGUGAUCUUGUGAUUUUGACCGAGGGGGAUAGGAGUGUGAACCUUUUUUCUGUUGAAGCAAGACUUUCACCUGACCCUUCUUGACUUGUUGUUCGCAUUCUCUAGCCUCCUCGACCCGCUACCCGUGCAUCGCAGGUAGCAGCCCUUGAACGGAAUUUCACACACAAUUGUCCUCAAAGCACGAUCGAUCCUCAACCCCCCCGCAUCAACCCAACAUCGAAUCGCCGACAACUCUCGCACGGCACGAAAGCAAUGGAAUAAUACACACGACGGAGAGCAACACCCUCUGAGUUAGGGGAAAACUCCGGUUGUGCUGUUUGUUUCGUUGAACACGGGGUGACUUGAUUGACCGGUCGGCGUCAAGCGUUCACAACAGGCGACGGGAAGAAACGAGUCACAACUCAGCCGGAAAUGUUCAAGCGUAGAGAAAGAGAACAGCUCCACCCUCGGAGCUAAGCGACAAGCUCCGCCCUCGGAGCUAAGCGAAAAGCUCCGCCCUCGCCCCCCACCAGCUUCGUAGGAUACCGAAGUCGCCGGAAGCCGGACAUACUACUCCGCCGAUCAAACCCAGUUAUUUGAGGGCAACGCCCAAGCAGGAGUAGUGCCGAUGUCGUGUGUAACUAAAUCUGCGAGCUGAGCAGCGCGCCCGCGUGCUCCUUGACCGCGGCUCGCAGCACCUCGUGUACC
Messenger RNA from Ectocarpus siliculosus, 1831 nucleotides. Lineage: Eukaryota; Phaeophyceae; Ectocarpales; Ectocarpaceae. The record is from the annotation of a GenBank genome assembly.